Triplophysa rosa is the source of this 3406-nucleotide messenger RNA. RefSeq lists its product as uncharacterized. The transcript is spliced from 2 exons. NCBI's taxonomy places the organism in Eukaryota, Metazoa, Chordata, Actinopteri, Cypriniformes, Nemacheilidae. The coding region runs from base 86 to 1102 and encodes 338 amino acids. The record is from RefSeq and is a predicted model, not a curated record.
CUGUAUCUCUCUCUCUCUCUUAGACUGAAGAGCUGCCCAUCAUCAGAUCCAGUGCUGUACUGAACGCUUACCAGGUUUAGGCACAAUGACAGGCAUCGUUCCCGGGAGCAAAAUGAAAGGUGUUGAUAUCUGUGGAGUACGCUACAACUGCUACAUCAUUCGUGCCGAUCUCGGCUGCUAUUUGAAGACAACUGAUUUAAAACAUGCUUCCAACCUCACGCUUCAUGAUCUGCACCACUCCUGCAUAGGAGACCAUUAUGUUGGUCAUAUUAAUGACUCUAUUUACAUCAUUAAAGAUACUUCCUACCGCAGAGUCAAAAAUCUGUCAACAGACAGCGGAUGUGAGCAUAAAGAUAUUCAUCCCAACUACCAUAAUGGAGACUACUACUUCUCAGCCAUGGGAAAGUUUUACAUCGUUUUCAAAGACGAUAAGAUUUAUAAAACAACAUCAAAACUCACUUCUCCAGAUUGUCAGGAACACCCGCUGAAUGAUGACUACAGUGACGGUCUGUAUUAUUGGGGCCGGUCGUUCCACUUUUACAUCAUGGGUACGAACGAACAAUGGGGAGUCGAAUUCAUCAAAGGCUCUAACUUCAGCAGCGGCAAUAAAGAUUGCUUUGCUUCUGUUCACAAAGAUAUUUUGCACUUUCUGCCUGGUGGUCUGUCGAUAACUACAGGUCCAGCCUUUGGCAGGUGGGAGAGUGUUAAAACUCUAACAAAUGACACCGACGCACCAGUACAAUUUGAGAAGAAAAUAAUGAAAAAGGUGGGAUACAAAAAGGAGACGAUGACAAAGAUCACGCACAACUGGAAUGUGAAGUUGGCAGGCAGCGCCAAAAUGACAGAACUCGCAAUGUUAAUUGCGAAGGCCCAGUUGUCCUUGUCCACAGAAUACGGAGGUUCAUAUAUGAAAACUGAGAAUGAAAGCUGGAAUGAAGAGACGGAAGAAGAAGAACACAUAUCACUGGAGCUGCAGCCAUACUCGAAUGUAUACCUGUGGCAGUACAGCCUGGGUCUCGGUGAAGACACGAUGUUUUUCUGCCGUGAUAUAACGUUUAGCAAUGAUCCAGACCCUCCCACUGAAAUCCCGGUGUCACGUUGACAAGAAUGAGAAAUCAUCAGGUCUGAAGAAAACCAAGUUCUUCUGUUCAUUAAAGCUUGGAAAAAAAAGAUAAGAAUUGCUUAAAAAGUAGAGAGAGAGAAGGUUGCUACUGUAUUGUUUAAUAUAGCAGUUGGAUCCCCAGUCAACACGAUGAUGUCACGAUGAUGUCACGGUGAUGUCACAGUGAUGUCACCAUCAGCUUUCAGAAUACUCACGAUGAGGUCAAAAUGUAACCUCACAGCAAACUCACUGUGUGCUCAAACUGUGAGUUUAGAGGUUUAGAUGCGACUGGUUUGUCAUCAUGAUGUUGAUGAGGGUUUGCUUUAGUUGAGCUCUUGACUCUACACUGUGUGUCUUCUCUUCCUCUGACUGCUGGAACUGUGUGUUUACUUUAUAGAGCACAUCCGUUAUAUUGAGGAAUGAGUCUUGGAUGGUAAUUUAAACAUGAGGGAAUGUUAAUGAGAAAACUGUCAAUUUGUGUGAUAGUAGUGAGUGAGAUCCAGCUGUUUUGAUACUAUCGGAUAUUAUAAAGCGCUUCUAAAUUAAUUAUUCACAUAAAAUUCCAGCAAUUCAUAAUUUAGACACCAAUAUACGAAGACUCAGUGUAUGAUCCUCAACAAUGGUAAGAACCAACUGAGCAGCUUCAUGCUGCAAUGCAUGCUGGGAGUCAUGAAUGAGUUUUGUACUAUGAUGUUACCCAGCAUGCAUUGCAGCAUGAAGCUUUCGUUCUGAUGAUUGUCACUGUCGUUGAGUUUAAUAUGCUGAUCUAUGUAUCUGUGUGUUUCUCAACUUUCUCAUUAUAGCAUAUAAUAGUUAAGGAAAUUCUUCCAAACAUCUCAUUUGCCCAACACUGCUCAACCUCAAGCUUUAUAUGAUGAUGUAACAGUGAUAACCAGACUAAAAGCUAAACUUAAGAUCAGUGGAUCAUUUUCAUUGCCAAUAUUCUCAGAGCUGGCACACUACAGUUUUGUUCUUUUCCAUAUCAAUUGUGACUCAUAAAGCAACAACGACAGCAGGCAAAGUAAAUCUAUUACGUACAGGUUAAGGGUGAAGAGUCCAGCUAAAGCAAACACUCAUCACUAUCAUGGUGACUAAAUCUAAUAAAUUCAUAUUGAGCUCACGUAUUACUUACACUGUCACAGUAUGAGAAUGGUGUGACAUCACUGUGAUCAUCGCGUGACCUCACGUGUUGACUGGGUAGUGCAGUAGAUUGAAGCUAUGAAGUAAAAUAUGUGUAUUAUCUAUUAUAGCCAUUUAUGAAAGAUUUUCAUGAAACUUUACUAGCUAGAGUAAUAUUAGAUGCUUAGACUGAUCUUCUAUAUAGUUUAUAGGAUCUGCACCGGUAUACUUUCACACCCUCCUACAUCCCAUCAAGAUCCUUGUGUUCAGCAAACCAGCGGCGUCUUCUAUUGCCUUCUCACAUAAGGGCAGUAAAUCGCUUUCCCGCUCAUUCUCCUUCACAACUCCUUCCUGGUGGAACAUUCUUCCUAACUCGGUCCGGUCAACCACAUCUCUCACAACAUUCAAAAAACUACAUAAAUCUCUUAAUGUAUGACAAGCUGGCCGAGUAAAUAUACCGUAUUUCGAAAUCCAUUAGAACUGUUACAGAAACACCUACAUUUUGGAUCACCAUUGUCACAUUUUAUGCAAGUAUGACUUGCUUAGAGAAAAUCUUAUUAUGUUUAAAAAGGCUUGUUUGGUUUAUACGAUCAUGUAUGGUUUAGCUCCUCCUCCCUUGGCUGAUUUUAUUCAUUUUAAAUCUAUUGCAAUAAGAGUAACUAGAGGUUCAGCUAGAGCCGAUUGCUUAAUUCCACAUAGGAAAACUUAUUUUGGUCAAGCUGUUUUUUCUUUCAGAGCAUCCCAUCAGUGGAAUACCAUACCACAAUGCAUCAGAGAGUGGACAAAAUUUAAUUUGUCCAAGUAUAAUUUUAAGAAAUUGCUUCUGUAUAGUUAAAAAUGUGAACAAUGAAGUGGUGCCGUUUAUUUUAUUUUUUUAAAUAUACUAUUGUUUGUAAUAUCAUGUAUGUUUAAAUAUAUAUAUUUCUUUCCUUUAUUAUUAACUGAAUUUGGUGUUAUGUUAAGGUGGAUAGCAAUUAUUAUUGAUUUGUUGUAUUUUCUUUUUAGUUACUUGGCCUAAGAACAUCUGUCAAAGGGACUACCAAUGAAAACUGUCUCUUUUGAAUUAAACAAUAAACAACUAUUGAAUACACUAUUGUAUGUACAGGAUACACUGUAAAAUUUGAACAGUUGGAUCAACUUAAAAAAAUGAGUCCAAAUGGUAAAACCUAAAAAAGUGAAGUUGUU